Molecule: messenger RNA, 594 nt
Organism: Coniosporium apollinis CBS 100218
Lineage: Eukaryota; Fungi; Ascomycota; Dothideomycetes
Exons: 2
Coding region: 1-594 (197 amino acids)
Biological process (GO): chromosome segregation
Cellular component (GO): kinetochore; Mis6-Sim4 complex
Source: RefSeq, a predicted model, not a curated record
AUGGCGCCGACAGAAGCCUCGAUCCUUAGUAACUUCCUUCUUCCGCCAGCUCCACUUCCAGUCAUCAUAUCCCUUCGCCAGUUCACAGAUUUAUUCCCGCGUUCUCAGCAGUCGAACCCGCAGAUACCGGUCCUCUACCGCGAACUACAGCAUCAGAGAGCAAUCGACAUAGACGAUGUCAAGCGUAAUAUUGCCGCCGAAGUGAAGAGAGGGGAGAAGCAACAGCGCGAAGUCAUCAGAGCUCGGCGGCGAACAGACACCGCAUCCAUGGAAGGGCUGGAUGCGCGAGACAUGCUAAUGGAGGCAGAGCUCUUUAGCUCGUCCAGCAAGGAACCCGCAAGCAAGCCCCAUACGCUGGAGACUAUCACGCCUGAGAUGGAACAGGCCUGCGCCGACUUGGAAGCAGAGCUUGCAGCUAUGGAGGCAGAGGCGGCGGCCCUACUAGCAGAUGUCCAGACUACUAUCGGCGACCUGAGUGAUCUGCGCUACGGCCGCUUCAACAAGCCUGCUGGCACUGGCGAUGAAUUGGGAUCGGAAGCCCUCGAGAGUCUCAAGAGGCUUGAAACAGUCUGCAAUGAGCACGGCAAUGGCUGA